GAAUUGGCGACUAAUUUCGGGUCGCUGAAAUUGACGUUGAAGAAUUUUUGAAAUUUUUUCCCAUUUUCACUCAGUGUGCGAAAACAGCUGAAGAGUCUGAAAAAAACAAAAACGACGACGGCUGAGGAGGAUCUCGACACGCUCUCCAACAAUAAUGUAGCUGAAGAGAAACGCAAGAAAAGGUUAGAAUGGAAUUUACAGCUGAGAAUUUGGAGAAGGCCGUGUGCCUGUUCUAUAGGUCGGAGGCAGGGCAGCAGGCGGAGGCGCACAAGUGGUUGACAAAUGCACAGAAUUCGCCGCAGGCUUGGAGCUUUGUCUGGGAUCUGCUGCAUCCGCAAAGGGGCUCAGAAGUGCAGUUCUUUGCAGCGACGACGCUGCACACGAAAAUACUAAAGUAUUGGAAUGAGGUGCCUCAGGAUCACUAUGAGGUGUUGAAGAAGCGAAUCUUGGAGUCCAUAGUGAGCUUUGCGAUGGGCCCCAAGAUUGUGUUAAAUAGAUUAUGCAUCGCUUUGUCUGCGUAUAUAAUUCACACGGUUCCGCAACAUUGGCCCAAGGCGUUCGAGGAGCUGGUGAGCAGCUUUCAGCCUCAGUAUUUGCCUAACGUCGAGCCGGAACGCGUGAUAUGGAUUUUAUUGGAAAUAUUAACAGUCAUCCCCGAAGAAUUUUCCAGCAUGACUUUGGCGACGAGUCAAAGGUAUCGCGUCAAGAAUGUGCUUCAAGAAGUGUCCAAAGAUAUUUUGAAAGUGGUCGAGAUGUGUCUGGUUCCGAUCCCGAAUGCCAAUUUCGAUAUGUCCAAUCUGACGACGUACUUGCACUCGGCAAGAUGCGCCUCCGCCUGGAUCCAAUUGGGCGGAGUCAACAUCGACGAGUGCACGAGAAUCAUGAAUUUAUUGGUUGACCUGACGUGCUUCGUUUAUUGGAAUCGGAUCGAUCCGGAAGGCAUGUCGUCCGAAGAGAUGGAACUGACGGAGGUGACGUUGGAGGCGUUGACUGCGGUCAUCCAGCAUCCGCACACCAGCAAAUACAAGUCGUACAUUUUGAAGCAUUCGGCGAAUAUAUUGGAAAAGUUCAACAAGAUUUUAGAGACUGAGACGGGUAAUCCGGAGCCGAAUAAGGAUAUUUUAACGAGUAUUUAUUUAUUGCUAGUGAGUCUGGCGGACAGCCACUGUAAACUGUUUGUGGAGACGCUGCGAAGCAGCAACGCUGUGGAAUACAAGAUCUCCGACGAUCUGUUCAAGUGCAUACUUCAAUGCUCUGAUCUGCCGGGAACGUAUCCUGUGGACGAGACGAGCAGCACCGUCACUUUCAGCUUCUGGUAUACGCUGCAAGACGAUAUUCUGUCGAUGGACAGCGAGGAAUGCACCAUGUCUCUGGUGAUCGUGAAACCGUACUACAGACAGCUGGUCGGGAUGCUGCUGAGGAAAUCUAUGUUACCCAACGACGAAGAAAGUAAGACUUGGACUUUAGAUGAUAAGGAGAUGUUCCGAUGCUACCGACAAGAUAUAGCCGACACCUUCAUGUAUUGCUACAACGUGCUCAAUCUAGAGAUGCUCGAUAUUCUCAUCGUGCAGCUGGAGAACGCGCUGCAAAAGUGCAACGAUUCACCGUCGCAUUGGAACUGGGUGGACAGUUGUUUGCAUGCGUUCUGCGCGAUCGCCGAGUGCAUCGAGAUGGAGAAUCUGUACCUCCCGAAGCUGAUGGUCGUCCUCAAGGAUAUACCGUACGCGAAUCUGCGCACGAAAGUGUUAUCGUCCGCCCUCGAAUGCGUGGGGGCGUACUCGGAAUGGAUGACCGAUCAUCCCGAUGUCAUAACGAACGUAAUCCCAUUGGUCAUCUCUGGAUUGAGCAAUCCCGAAGUCACGCCCAGCGCCACGAUGGCGUUGAAGGAUCUCACCCACAACUGCCAGAAACAUCUGGAACCGUACACCGACCACAUCCUGGCAUCAUGUCAGUCUUGUUUGCAAAGCGGAAACUUUAAGCUGGCCGAGUGCAUACGACUGAUGUCGAGCGUCGGGAAGGUUAUGAGCAUACUGCCGGUGGCUAAUGUGAUGCAAUAUCUUAACGUUAUCGUGGCCCCAUCUUUUGAGGAAAUCCAAUACGUAUUAGGUCAACCUCCAGGACCCGGAGUGGCGACGAGACUUAUAACGCGUCUGAAGAUGCUCUCCUCGCUCUACGGUUCGCUUUACCUUACCCUCUUCACUUACGAAGACGUGCAGCCGUUGCUCGUCGUCGUGCAGAACACGAUGCAUCUGUACACGAUGAUCGGGUCCAAGUACCAUGCGAACAAAGAGGUGAUCGAAGUCCUCUGCAACAUGCUGAAGCACACCUUGACGACCUUGCUCGACGACAGCAGACCCCUGGUAUCGGACUACAUGAACCUUCUUCUGAGCGUAAACCGGGAGACGCCGCAACCGAGCGUCCUUCAACUAUCGAAAACCCUGAUGAUCCUCUUCGGCAAAGAGGAGCAGCACGUUCAGAACAUGCGUCAACUGAUGACCGAACUGACGAACACCUCGCUGCAGGUGUUCGCGAAUCUGAGCAGCACGAAUCAACUCUCAGAAAAGUCCGAUCUGAUCGAAUCGUUCUUCUCGAUGUUGGCGCAGGUGUACAAGAAGGUUCCUGAUCUGAUCAACAAUAGUCCCAGUAUAGAGGUGUCUUCCGUCUUCGAGUGCGCCAUCUUUUGCCUGAGCAUGCCUGAAACGCAGACGGUGAAAAUCGUGGCCACCUUCCUCUGCAGUUUCAUCUCGCAUAGUCGCGACAACGCGCACGCUGCCGUCGUCCAGAAUUACGGUGAAUCGCUGCUGAUGAAGGUGCUCCUCAGUUUGGGUGGAUCGGGUCCGAGGAGCGCCAUAGACGUCUUCUCCGACGUGAUGUUCGCGCUCAACAAGAAAUACUGUGAUAACCUCGCCCGAUGGCUGAACGGUCUUCUGCAGCAGGAGGGAUUCCCGACGACGAAGAUCACGUCGCAACAGAAGGCGUAUUUCAUCAAGAUGAUCUUAAAGGAAAAGUCGAACAAGAGAAAAUUUGGGGAGGCGGUGAUGGAGUUCGCGCUCACAUGUCGUGGCAUAAUCAAAUUGGAGGGCCCCUAAUCAUCAUCAGACAACAACAACAACAACAUUAUUUUAAUUAUUAUUAUUAUUAAUUACAAGGCAGUAGAAACGGAAACAAAACGCGAGAUGCCGUCUCCAAUGGGACGAGAAUACCAUCAUCAUCGUCCAUGUAUCCGUAAUAGUCGGCGUCGAUGUCCUUCAUCAUUUCAGCUCGCGUCUUCCGUGGAGGCGGCGGCGGCUCCUGCUCAAACAAAUCCCUAACGCCUAAACAAAACAGAAAAAAAAAGACAUAGUAUUUCAUCUGUUUCUCUUUCUAUCUUUCCUCGCUCCGCGAUUACUCGAUUUCCGUGGAUGCGUCUAUUUUUAAGCUUCAAAGAUAAAAUAAUGUUACCACAAAGAAGAAGAA
Messenger RNA from Nicrophorus vespilloides, 3456 nucleotides. It is a transcript of the gene cdm, whose product is annotated as importin-13. The transcript is spliced from 13 exons. Gene Ontology annotation, cellular component: cytoplasm; nuclear membrane. Gene Ontology annotation, molecular function: small GTPase binding. The coding region runs from base 189 to 3089 and encodes 966 amino acids. Gene Ontology annotation, biological process: protein import into nucleus. The record is from RefSeq and is a predicted model, not a curated record. Lineage: Eukaryota; Metazoa; Arthropoda; Insecta; Coleoptera; Silphidae.